AUGGCAGGUCCCUUUGCUAAAAAGGCGUCCACGCCGUCCAAGGGCUCCGCAUCAGCAACAAAGUCAUCUUCGGCGAAGGGAAACAGAAGCAUUUUGAAUUUCUUCCAGAAGACGGACGCACCAGCUGGGGCUACCUCCCGCCAGCCACGCAUUACACAGUUCGUUGGAUCAGCGGGAUCCCCGAGCAAUGGACGUGGCACGCCGAAAUUGCAGCAUGGAAAUAGCUCGAAGAGUGAUACAUCCGAGGCCCUGUUUUUGGAGGACAAGAAGGGAUUGGCCAAAGUCCAACGGACGAGUGUGACGAUUGACUUGACUGAGAGGGCCCGAUCAAAGACACCGGAGGAUAUCUGGGGCGAGGGCGACGAUUUUAUGGAACCAGAGGGUUCUCGGUACAAUGAAAAUGGGCAGUCUGUCAAACGUCGCAAGGUGGAUUCGCCGAAUGCUUCAACUGAGAGUGGAGAGGCAAACGACACGCCCAAGCCAGUCAAACCCGCCCCGGCUAAAACGUCGAACAAUGGACCGUUUAUCGACGAAUCAGACAGCGAAGAUGACAUGGAUGCAUAUCGGGAACUGAAGGAGACGACCCCUACGAUACCCGACACGAAUGAUAACGAUCAACCCCCUCACUUGACGACGAACCGACGCCCGCUGGCACCACUGGUAAGAGACGCAACGAAUGAUACCAACGAUGAUGAACUCGCGAAUUUUGACGAUAUUGAAGACGGCGAUGAGCUUGUAGGGGAGGAGUUUCGAGAUAGACCAUGGGACGACCUUGAAGAUGAAGACGGACGAACAAUCGAUUUUACGCACGACUUUAAUGAUUCAACUGAUUUCGAUCCCGAGCCCGACUCCGAGGGAGUAAGCACCUGUCCGAUAUGUCAGGGAGAGCUAGCAGGAUUCAGCGAGACGGAACUGUCGGUACACGUGAACGACUGUUUGGACGGCAAGACCUCGACUCUACCUGCAACGAGCACGACUGAGCCGGCACCGAAGAUCCCAGCAUCAGAUGUGAAGAAAGAGCAGACAUCCGGUAGAGGGCUGACACGAUUUGAACGGGCUGCUAUUGCUCGGCCUCCGCAGCGCGACCCAUACUCUAAGAAUGCCCCCGGUGCACGAUCCGCAUUUUCCAAGAUGAUGGCAGGAAAUGCCGAAGAUACGGCCUGGGCAGCUGCCGCUGCGAACGAGGUCUCAUCUCGUGGGAAACAGGCCUACCAACGAACCUGUCCAUUCUACAAGAUUAUGCCAGGCUUCUCGAUCUGCGUGGAUGCUUUUCGUUACGGAGCAGUUGAGGGGUGCAAUGCCUACUUUCUCAGUCACUUCCAUAGCGAUCAUUAUAUCGGACUGACCAAGUCCUGGUGCCAUGGUCCUAUUUAUUGUAGCCGACCAACAGGAAAUUUGGUCCGACAGCAACUCCGCGUGGAUUCUAAAUGGAUCGUGGAUCUCGAUUUUGAGACCACGACCGAGGUGCCUGAUACUGGGGGUGUGCAGGUCACCAUGAUACCUGCCAACCAUUGUCCUGGAAGCUCCUUGUUUCUCUUCGAGAAGAGCUUUGGUAGUGGACCCAACGCUCGACGGCAGCGAAUUCUUCAUUGUGGCGAUUUUCGAGCGUCUCCAACUCAUGUACAGCACCCUCUUCUACAACCCAACCCCAUCAACCCGGUCGCCGGCCAGCCGCGGCAACAGCGAAUCGAUACGUGUUAUCUCGAUACAACCUAUCUCAACCCCAAGUAUGCCUUUCCCAGCCAGGAGGAUGUGAUCACAGCCUGCUCGGAACUCUGCGUUCGACUCAAUGAGGAAUCUGGCGUGGGCAGCGAGCUUGGGAAGACGGGCGGUGGCCUCAUGAGCAAGUUUCUCUCGUCUAUAACUAAAAGCGAUACACCCUCGGAGCAGCCAUCAUCGAAAGGGGGUCGACUAUUGGUCGUCAUUGGCACGUAUAGCAUCGGUAAAGAGCGAAUCUGUUUGGGUAUCGCGCGAGCAUUGGGAUCAAAGAUAUUUGCCAAUCCUCAAAAACAGCGGAUCUGUGCCUGUCUGGAAGAUCCCGAGCUAACCGCGCUACUAACGACUGAUCCCCGAGAGGCACAAGUCCAUAUGCAAACACUGUUUGAGAUUCGGGCCGACACCCUGGCCGACUAUCUGGACACCCUAAAACCCCAUUUCUCCCGAGUGGUUGGUUUCCGACCCACUGGCUGGUCGUACCGACCACCUGCCGGACGUAUGCUGGAUAACCCUCCAGUGCCGACGGUGCUGCGUGGCGAACACUGGAGGACUCCGUUUACGGCCCAGCAUUUGACCCCACAACGCGGAAGCACGCGGGAAAGUGCCUGUUUCGGAGUACCGUAUAGUGAGCAUAGCUCUUUUCGAGAGUUGACCAUGUUCUGUUGUGCGCUGCGGAUCGGCCGGGUAAUUCCCACGGUGAACGUUGGGAGCCAGAAGAGCCGGGAUCAGAUGAAGGCGUGGAUUGAGCGAUGGGAAGGGGAGAAGAAACGGAAUGGACUGUUUUCAGCGGAGGAGUGGUAG
Penicillium cataractarum is the source of this 2517-nucleotide messenger RNA. Its product is annotated as DNA cross-link repair protein PSO2. Lineage: Eukaryota; Fungi; Ascomycota; Eurotiomycetes; Eurotiales; Aspergillaceae. Bases 1 to 2517 code for a protein of 838 amino acids. The transcript is spliced from 2 exons. Gene Ontology annotation, biological process: protection from non-homologous end joining at telomere; double-strand break repair via nonhomologous end joining; interstrand cross-link repair. The record is from RefSeq and is a predicted model, not a curated record. Gene Ontology annotation, molecular function: damaged DNA binding; 5'-3' DNA exonuclease activity.